Penicillium mononematosum is the source of this 1299-nucleotide messenger RNA. It is a transcript of the gene rpL3, whose product is annotated as 60S ribosomal protein uL3. The record is from RefSeq and is a predicted model, not a curated record. Gene Ontology annotation, molecular function: RNA binding; structural constituent of ribosome. Gene Ontology annotation, biological process: ribosomal large subunit assembly; translation. Gene Ontology annotation, cellular component: cytosolic large ribosomal subunit; ribosome. The coding region runs from base 1 to 1299 and encodes 432 amino acids. Lineage: Eukaryota; Fungi; Ascomycota; Eurotiomycetes; Eurotiales; Aspergillaceae. The transcript has 7 exons.
AUGGCUGUCCUGAGUAAUACUAUAUACAAAGUUAGCCCACACACCAAGCGUGCAAAAUCAACUUCGACAUUUCCAGAUCGUCCUCCCACCACCUCGACGACUAACGAUAACAGGGUCAAGAUGAGUCACCGGAAGUACGAAGCGCCUCGUCACGGCUCCCUUGCCUACCUCCCGCGCAAGCGCGCUGCCCGUCACCGUGGUAAGGUCAAGAGCUUCCCCAAGGAUGAUGCCAAGAAGCCCGUCCACCUUACUGCCUCCAUGGGCUACAAGGCUGGUAUGACCACUGUCGUCCGUGACCUUGACCGUCCUGGUGCCAAGAUGCACAAGAAGGAGAUUGUCGAGGCCGUCACCGUCAUCGAGACUCCUCCUCUCGUUGCCGUUGGUGUCGUCGGUUACAUCGAGACUCCCCGUGGUCUCCGCUCUCUCACCACCGUCUGGGCUGAGCACCUGAGCGAUGAGGUCAAGCGUCGCUUCUACAAGAACUGGUACAAGUCCAAGAAGAAGGCCUUCACCAAGUACGCCAAGUCCCACGCCGAGAGCUCCGGUGCCUCCAUCACCCGCGAGCUUGAGCGCAUCCAGAAGUACUGCACUGUCGUCCGUGUGCUCGCCCACACCCAGAUCCGCCAGACCCCCAUCAAGCAGAAGAAGGCCCACCUUAUGGAGAUCCAGGUCAACGGUGGCUCCGUCGCUGACAAGGUCGACUUCGCCCGCAACCUCUUCGAGAAGACCAUUGAUAUCGACUCCAUCUUCGAGAAGGACGAGAUGAUUGAUGUCAUCGCCGUCACCAAGGGUCACGGUUUCUCCGGUGUCACCUCCCGUUGGGGUACCACCAAGCUGCCCCGCAAGACUCACAAGGGUCUGCGCAAGGUCGCCUGUAUUGGUGCUUGGCACCCUAACCACGUCCAGUGGACUGUUGCCCGUGCCGGUCAGGACGGUUACCACCACCGUACCUCUUGCAACCACAAGGUCUUCCGCAUUGGAAAGGGUACUGAUGAGGGUAACGCCUCCACCGAGUUCGACAUCUCCAAGAAGCAGAUCACCCCCAUGGGUGGUUUCGUCCACUACGGUGAGGUCAAGAACGACUUCGUUAUGGUCAAGGGCUCCAUUCCCGGUGUCAAGAAGCGUGUUAUGACUCUGCGCAAGACUCUGUACCCCCAGACUUCCCGCAGGGCCACCGAGAAGGUCGAGCUCAAGUGGAUCGAUACCUCCUCCAAGUUCGGUCACGGUGCUUUCCAGACCUUCGAGGAGAAGAAGGCCUUCAUGGGUACCCUCAAGAAGGACCUUGUGGAGACUGUUUAA